UCGUUCGAUUAGCUCUUGUCAGGGGCUCACCCGAGUGAGCACCGCGGGGUCGACACACGGAAGCUAAUCGAACGCAUUAUAUAUUACUUCUAUCAACGCAUUUUAUGAAAUACUAAAUAAAUUUUUAUAUAUCAAUAAUUUGUGUUUAUAUAAAAAGUGUGAAUCUGUUUGUUUAUUUUGACCUUUUUAUUUGACCUUGCUGUGUUGUUACCUUGUUGCUCUUUGUCGCCAGAAAUAAACUACAUGUAUGUAUUGAAAUCUUAUAACCUGAUGGGUAGAAGUUCAUUUAAUGACACAUUGUGUUACGAUCAGUAUCUACUGUGUGUUAAUAGUAUGCAAGAUGUAAAAUAAGGACACCUUAUUCAAGACAAUCUGUUUCCUUUAUGGUAUUGAGUAGGCUAAGAUUGUCAGUAUUAAUGGUAAAAGUGUUCAAGACGCUUCACACAGUACGUUGGCUCACAUAGAUCGUGUUUAGGAUCAAGAGAUUUUUAAAAUGUUGCUAAAUAAAUGUUCCAUUAUGUAUUAAUCAGUAAAUGUACAACAAAUGGCAAAAUCAAACAUCGUACGCGGCGCUUCACGAUCUUUGGGCAAAACUACCAUAUGCGCCAAGGGCAACAAUCGCGCCUAAAUCACUGUGACCCGUAGACCGUGCUGACCGACAUCUGAUAAAUCUCAACUCUUUCUUGUCAUCAGUGUCACGUGUAUUCUUGGCGAAUAGUGGUUUUCAAUUUGAUAGUCAAACAGGAAGAAGGAAGGAGUAAGGUGCAGUUGCAGACAGAUAACCAAAAUGACUUGUCUAAAAAAAGACAAAUAUUGUUCCUACUUCACAUUUCGAUCACAACAGUCUUUCCCUACAGCUAUUGAAAAAGGCUCGCAAUGGGUCGCAGCGUCAGGCACCUUUCGCAAUUGAAUCAUGAGCUGUGGAAACAGGGUCAAUGGUCUUACCAUGUUGGUAGUGACCGCUAAAAAAAAUGUGAUUUUUUUUUUCCCAUUUCGGAAAUGCCCUGUAGGUUUUAAAUAAUUACAAGUUCAUGUAUAUCCAAACAUUUGGAUCUCAAAGAUUCAAAUGUCCGUGGUGGCUGCGUAUAACCCCUGCGGCUAGAGAUGCGGUUGGUACCAUACUGUCACCUCAGAAACGUGGAUAUAUUUCACGUUCUUCAUGAAAAUACAGUGGCUAAUUUUACUGUUUACUCAUCAAGUAAACACAGUAUUUAGAGGAAACUUAUGUUUAACUGUGACCUUUAAAUUGUGUUUUUGUUUAUAAUUUGGCAUUAAAACAGCAUUAUUCACCUUGACCAAACUAGACUUGAAAUACUUUGAAAUCUUUCCGUAAGUGUCCCAGCGGAAGAGAUGGGAGACACUGAGUUUUAAUCCGGCAAUCACGAGUUUGCCAUGACGCUUCCGUGUAAUGGUUCUAUUUAUAAGAAGACAAACUGGUUCUUUAAUUAGCCGCACAUUGGGCUGGAUUGAAAAGCUGAAGGCUUGACACGUACAAUAAUUAAAAAAAUGGGAAGAAGAUAACAUAAAACAGAACCACAAAGUUUUGCAUUUUUUGGAAUGAAACGCCCAAAACCACCGGAAAUAUUUGCGUCUAAAUGUUAGUUUUUGUGAAUUAAAAAUUACAAAAUGAAUGAUAGAAAAUGUAAAUGGUUGUUCCUCUUUUUCAUUUGGUAAAAAAGCCCCUUUUACCCAAACUAGUUUUGGACUCGCCGCAUGAUGGAAUUACAUUGCCUAAACACCCUUAAAGUAUAUUGUUUGUUUGUCUCGCCAAGGGAUGUUUUAUUCCUCCUGGUUGUGAUGCAAUAUCUAUUAAUAGUUAUCGUAAACAGUUCUGUGCUGUAUCCUGUUUGCUGUGUCCUGCGUUAUCCUGUUUGAAAACAUUUUUCUCGAAACCAAAACAAACCAUUUGCAAUAGACCACACCUAUAAUCAUUGUGACAAGGAGUAGUAUCGUAGUAUCGGCAACCAAUACUGUCGGAAAUUGUCUGUUUGAUUACAAAAGUAGAGUCCUUUAGUUACAGGAACUUGCUUAGAAACUACCACAAGGAAGUUGAUGGUCACAUUGUUCCUUUGAAAUUAAAACCAACAUCGUGUAAUACAAGUGUGUUAUGUUAAAUCUGAUUGAAAUAGAAUAGACACUCCAGGUUACCAAUCACUUCCACACUUUUCUUAGCAGGAGCACUUGUCUGAUUGUUCGAGCUACUUCUUACUUCACUAAUUUGUCUGACUUUUUUGAGCUUUUCGAUUUUCUUAAGACACGAUGGAUGCAAACAUAGCUGAUUCAAAUCUUGCGGAUUCCAACAAAGAAUCAGAAAGUGCUACAUCCAACCUUCUUGCACAAACCUUCCCAAGUAAUGAUGUGACACCAGUUGUAGACAAUUCCACCAUGCAAGUUACACGUGGUCUGAUUGUGUUGUUUGUUACAGCGCUAGGUAUCUCGGUGGCUGUUGAUAGUACAAUCUCAAAUGAAGAAUUCGACUCAUGGAUGAUUUUCAUGCACGCACCAAGAAUCGUCUACGCUAUCUUCAUUAAUACACUCUUGGUUUAUUUUAUCAUUAAAAAGGAUACUUGGCAUCGUCUUGGUUAUGUUUCUUGGUUUUGCUCCAAUAACAAUGAACAUAUUGAACUUGAUAACUUGGUUGGUGAUGGGAACCAACGCCAAACUGAGACGCAUGACGUUACAGUACCUUCUGACGAAUCAUCGAUGCUGAUUACUCUAUACACGUUUGGCAUUGGGAGCUGUGUGUUUCGUUCACUUGAGAUUGCCAGUGAUGUUCACUGCAUGUUGAUUGGUUUUACUAAGUCAGUCCCUCUUGAAUGGGUUGUGAUUGUUGAUCACUUCACCAACUUGGUAGCUGUUUGCCUUCAGUUGAUGUUUUUCCGAAUGUAUAGCAAGGCUGUGUUUGCUAACCGUGUCUUGUUUCAUUUUGCUAUAAGUGCAAUAGUAGGACUGCAGGCAUGGUGGUGGUUCGGUAAACUCGUCUCUCCUUUAAUCACGAUAUAUGAUGUUGAUGAUGUAGAUGUGAAUUGCAGUAAUACCAAUACUAGAAUGAGUUUCAAGAAAUGUUGCGCAAAUCACAGCCACUUUGUUUACGUAGUUGAUGAGGUUCAGUUCUACCUGAAGGGUUUAUACACGGAGUACGCGAUGGUGUCGAUAGGUGUUCUCGCCAACCUAUGGCCAUCUUCCCAACAAGCACAGACACAGAACAGUACCUUGAGGGAAAGAGAGAAUCUUUCAAACAAUAAUCCAGCUUCUUUAGACCUUGGACGAAGCAAUGGCCACUUUGAAGGAUCGGGAACUUAUCAAGAAUCAAGUUUCAUCUCGGAGACCGCCAAACCGGUUAAAAAGAUUGGCGGAAAUUAUGGUUCAACUGCAGUUCCGCAUUCAAAGGUGACGAGAUAUACACUGUGCGAAAAAUACAGUAAUAUUAUUUGGUAUUUCGUUUAUCUUAUCCCAUGUCUAAGUUUACUGAAGUUGGUUUUCAGCGGCCAUUACAUGGGACAAGUAAUAACAAAAGAAGCCAGUGAGUACUUGCAAUAUUACUCGCUCAUCCCGACCUUUGUGACCCUCCCUGUUGUCAUGGUGAUGACCCGGAAGAGAUUGAAACCUAGAGUUGGGUUUCGUAAGGAUGAUCUCAGUGUUGUUGAUUAUGUUUUGCUCAUUACGGCCUGUCCAAUCUUUCUGAUAUCAUUUUUUCGUAUCUGGGCAUCAUUGGGGUUUAUGUUCACUUCGAAUUCGGAAACCAAUGAAUGGACACUCGCUCUGGCAAUUAUCUUUGCUAUAACAAACAUAGUAGAGGCAUGGAUACAAACAGAGUUCCUCAUUAAUAUCCAACGAUUUGAAGUCGAAGGCAAAUCCAGAUCAUUUGCUCGAAAAGUUUUAAUGUAUAUAAUUAUUGCUAAUGUUCUUCUGUGGUUAGUUGACAGUUUAAUAAAUGAAUGGAAUUCGGUUAUCUUUGUGCCUAUUAUUGACGGAUGGUAUGGUAACCAUUCACUGUUAAUUAUGGCGGUUGUUUUUCCCGCCAAUACUUUGUAUAGGUUCCAAUCCGCUGAGGUUGCAUUCCAUGCAUGGACACGCCUUGGAAAAGUUCACAAAUCACAAUGAAUGCCUAAUUGUUUUGAU
Messenger RNA from Asterias rubens (European starfish), 4122 nucleotides. RefSeq lists its product as uncharacterized. Gene Ontology annotation, cellular component: membrane. NCBI's taxonomy places the organism in Eukaryota, Metazoa, Echinodermata, Asteroidea, Forcipulatida, Asteriidae. The transcript has 2 exons. Gene Ontology annotation, molecular function: proton channel activity. Gene Ontology annotation, biological process: proton transmembrane transport. The record is from RefSeq and is a predicted model, not a curated record. The coding region runs from base 2260 to 4104 and encodes 614 amino acids.